UUCUUUCGAUUUCAGAAAGAAGGAAAAUGGAGAAACACUUCACGGACUCGAAAGUUAAAGGAGUCAGCACAGGGACCACCAUCCUGGCUGCCAUCUUUGAUGGAGGAGUUGUGAUUGGUUCAGAUUCCAGAGCUUCAAUUGGAGGAGAAUAUGUAUCAUCAAAGACCAUCAACAAGGUGAUCCAAGUUCAUGACCAGAUCUUCUGCUGCAUGGCUGGUUCUCUUGCAGACGCUCAGGCCGUCACCAAAACUGCAAAGUUCCACCUGUCCUUCCACAGCGUUCAGAUGGAGGGUCCUCCUCUGGUGGUCGCAGCAGCUUCAGUUCUCAGAGAGCUGUGUUAUAAAAACAAAGAGGAGCUGCAGGCCGGCUUCAUCACAGCUGGCUGGGACAGGAAGAAAGGACCACAGGUCUAUGUCGUAUCUCUAGGUGGGAUGUUAAUCAGUCAGCCUGUCACCAUUGGAGGCUCAGGAAGCACCUACAUCUAUGGCUAUGUUGAUGCUAAAUAUAAACCCAACAUGACCAGAGAGGAGUGUCAACAGUUUGCAACCAAUGCUCUGGCUCUGGCUAUGGGCAGAGACAACGUCAGUGGAGGUGUUGUUCACCUGGUGGUGAUCACAGAAAAAGGGGCGGAGCAUGUGGUUGUACCUGGAGAUAAGCUGCCAAGAUUCAACGAUGAAUGACAUUCCACUUUAAAACCUGUUUUAAACAUUUAAAUGGUUAGUUCAAACUCAUGAGCCACAUUUUUAAAAUAAUUAAACCAGAAACACACAAGUUCCAAACAACUGAAGUUAGAUAAAACCAUUUUUUGUUUUCUGAUGUGGGAAUUGAGAGAUGAGAUGAAAGCACCUUAAGGGAUAGUGUUCUGUGAGAAAAGAUAAAACGUUUCUUACCACUUCGUAAACAUUGUUGUUCAUUUGCAGUUUUGUGUCUUUUCAAAUUGUAUUUUUGUUCUAGCUGGAAAGUACAUCGUUGUGAAUGGAAUUUGUUAUACAAAUAAAGUUUGAUUUUUACC
Molecule: messenger RNA, 1012 nt
Organism: Austrofundulus limnaeus
Lineage: Eukaryota; Metazoa; Chordata; Actinopteri; Cyprinodontiformes; Rivulidae
Gene: psmb12
Product: proteasome 20S subunit beta 12
Exons: 6
Coding region: 27-680 (217 amino acids)
Cellular component (GO): proteasome core complex; cytoplasm
Molecular function (GO): threonine-type endopeptidase activity
Source: RefSeq, a predicted model, not a curated record